GUAAAGGCACUUGCUGCAUCACGUGAGCACCACAGAGUUCCCAGUCAGAGCCGUAGCGAGCGGCGGAAGUUGUGGUUGUUAAUGGAUUUCCGGUGUCCGGAGGACGGUCGCCCCCCUCAGGUCUCAGGAGAACCAGACCGACUGACAGGAGCGCUGCGAGGUGAGGGAGGUUCUGCCUGGGGAAAGAGGAGGCCACAGCGAGCACAACACACAGCUGUCAGCGAGUCCUGAUGGUGUAAGGGUUGUUAUUUGAAGGUUAAUUUGGAUUUCUCAUAACUGGAUUAAAAAAUCUCAUCCUUUGGUGGAGUGAAGCGGUUGGAAGGCAGGAAACGGAGGACGCCAUGGCCAGCAGGGCAAGCUCAAGGGCUAAUGGAGUAGGCCAGACAAAAAUCUGUCAGUUCAAGCUGGUGCUACUUGGAGAUAUGGCGGUGGGCAAGUCCAGUCUUGUGUUGCGGUUUGUCAAGGGUCAGUUUGAUGAAUUUCAAGAGACCACUAUUGGAGCUGCCUUCUUAGCUCAAUCUGUGUGUCUGGAUGAUACAACUGUAAAGUUUGAAAUCUGGGACACUGCGGGACAGGAACGAUAUCACAGCCUUGCCCCCAUGUACUAUAGAGGAGCUCAGGCUGCCAUUGUGGUGUUUGACAUCACCAAACCGGAAACAUUUGAUCGGGCAAAGGCUUGGGUAAAAGAGUUACAACGGCAGGCAAGUCCUAAUAUCGUGAUUGCUUUGGCUGGGAACAAGUCAGAUCUGGCAGAGAAGAGGAUGGUGGAAUUUGAAGAGGCUCAAGCAUAUGCCGAAGAUACAGGCUUGUUAUUCAUGGAAACGUCAGCCAAAACCGCAAUGAAUGUGAACGAGUUGUUUUUAGCUAUUGCAAAGAAAAUGCCGAAAUCCGAUGCCCAGAAUCCAACCCAUGCUGCCCGCAACAGGGGCGUAAAUCUCCAAGGCUCGGAUCAGCAACCCAGAAGUGGGUGCUGCAGCAAUUGAUUGAACACUGCAAGAACAAAAGCCUUCUGUAUGCAUUUUCUACACAGAUUAUUAUCAACACUGGUUAGGAUGCUGCCUCCUAUUUUCUACAGCUGGUGGGAAGUUGUUUGGCUUAUUUUUUUCUUUUCUUUUUAUGAUAGUGUUAAAAAUGAGAAACCACAAAAUAGUAAAAGAAAAAAAAAUAUUAAACACACUCCAUCUUCAAAA
Nanorana parkeri is the source of this 1190-nucleotide messenger RNA. RefSeq names its product ras-related protein Rab-5B-like. Gene Ontology annotation, molecular function: GTP binding; GTPase activity. The record is from RefSeq and is a predicted model, not a curated record. The transcript has 6 exons. The coding region runs from base 342 to 983 and encodes 213 amino acids. NCBI's taxonomy places the organism in Eukaryota, Metazoa, Chordata, Amphibia, Anura, Dicroglossidae.